Molecule: messenger RNA, 2260 nt
Organism: Laetiporus sulphureus 93-53
Lineage: Eukaryota; Fungi; Basidiomycota; Agaricomycetes; Polyporales; Laetiporaceae
Product: gamma-glutamyltranspeptidase
Exons: 12
Coding region: 318-2192 (624 amino acids)
Biological process (GO): glutathione catabolic process
Cellular component (GO): fungal-type vacuole; plasma membrane
Molecular function (GO): glutathione gamma-glutamate hydrolase
Source: RefSeq, a predicted model, not a curated record
GCAACUUCCUCGACUGUACUCUUGCAAAACUGCACUCUUGCAAAUGCAAUGAAUGUGCUUAAUCGCGAAUCUUUCGGCGUACAUUUCGGCCACCUCUAAGCUCAUGGGAUCCGGAGAUCCAGUGCUACCCAUUUUCAACAUUGUUUCAAACCCGACCGUAACCCGCACAUCUACUUCUCCUUCGCCCUUAUCGGUUGACUAAUCAAUCGCGGAAUUCCGUGCCGCACGCAAGCAACUCUGACGCGAUUGCAGCUCUACUGCUUGUUCUCUCCCCUGAAUCCUGUAAUUUUUUUCUUCCACGUCAAUCCAUCUUCUAGAUGGCCAAGUCAGAGUCGGCUCUGCAGGCUUCUGAACAGCUCCCUCUCUUUAACGGAGAAUAUGAUGGGCCUCUUCGACGGCGCACUAUCAGACGACCUUGGAGAAAACUCAUCGCGAUCAUUGCCACAUCUCUUCUUGUCACCUUUCUCAUUCAGGACGCUCUGAUCCGUCUAUGUCUCGCACACCACCAUAUCUUCGAGCACCAUGUAGGGAGCACACGGCGGCGAGCGCCAUCUUAUACCCACAAUCAGGCUUACAUCAUCGAGGCCACUCACGGUGCUGUAGCAAGCGAGAACGAGAUCUGUUCCGAGCUUGGAGUCGAUAUUUUGAAGGCCGGAGGCAAUGCAGUUGAUGCAGCCAUAAGUACGACAUUGUGCAUCGGUGUCGUGAACAUGUUCUCCUCUGGCAUCGGAGGCGGAGGAUUCAUGACAGUUCGUAUCCCCCCUCCAUUUCCAAAUGCUUCCUCGGAGGUCUACACAAUUGACUUCCGAGAAGUGGCUCCUGCCCGGGCCAACACCACUAUGUACCUUGAUAACCCGAUAGCAUCCCUCAUUGGCGGGUUGGCCGUCGGUGUGCCUGGUGAGCUGCGAGGUCUCGAAGAGGCACAUAAGCGUUGGGGAAGCAUACCGUGGAAAGCACUUGUCGAACCCAGCGUUAAGCUGGCCCGAGGGUGGAAAAUGCAGCGUGAGUUGGCACGCAGGAUUCGGAUAGACUUCUUCAGUGCGUUGAUGCUCGAGGACCCCGACUGGAGUUCUAUCUUCGCUCCCUCUGGAUCGCUAUUGGAGAAGGGUGAGAUCAUCCGCCGCAUCAACCUCUCGCGCACUUUGGCGAUCAUUGCAGAAGAGGGUGCAGACGCAUUCUAUAAGGGUCCCAUUGCAGACGCAUUCAUAGAGAAGGUCCGAGCGACAGGAGGCAUUCUCACUCACAAGGAUCUUGAGAACUAUCAGGUUCACGUGAAACCCGCACUCCAAGGAACGUACCGUGGCAGGAAGGUCUAUACAACCGAUGCACCUACGUCUGGACCGGUCUUACUACAUAUGCUCAAUCUCAUGGAGCAUUACAAGGACCUGAUAGAUGAGGGUAGAACGGCAUUGAACACUCAUCGGUAUGUUGAGGCGAUGAAGUUUGGGUUCGCCGCGAGGACGAAAGUUUGCGAUCCGGCUUUUGCGAACAAGAGUGCGCCCAUAGACGAAAUUUCCACAAAGGAGUACAGCGAUAUCAUAUUCCCCAAUAUCACUGAUGAUCGUACACAUACCCCAGAUUACUAUCAUCCGAUCUUCGAUGUCAUUGACGAUCACGGAACGAGCCAUACGUCUGUGGUGGACAAAAACGGGAUGGCCGUCGCACUGACGUCUACGAUCAACAUGGUGUUCGGCUCGCAAGUCAUGGAUCCCGUGACGGGGAUCAUCCUGAACGAUGAAAUGGACGACUUCUCCACCCCUGGACAGCCCAAUAACUUUGGCCUGUACCCCUCACCUUUCAACUAUCCGGAGCCAGGAAAGCGCCCACUCUCGUCCACGACGCCGACCAUCAUCGAGAACGAAGAUGGCUCGUUCUACCUCGCCGUCGGAGGUUCUGGUGGCUCCCGCAUCUUCGGUUCUGUCUUCCAGGUCAUCCUCAACAUGAAUUGGGGCAUGGACGUGAGCGCCGCGAUCGAGUACGGACGCUUACACGACCAGCUCUUCCCCACUUUCGCAGAAGCAGACGAUGUGUACUCGGGAGAGAUUCUGGACGGACUCCGAGAGCGAGGACACAAUAUCACCGUGUCCGACAUCAAUCGCAUCGCAGCUGUGGUCCAGGCGGUCACGAAGCAAGGCAAUAGAUUAUACGCGGCAAGCGAUUCCAGAAAGGACGGCAUUGCCGCAGGGUAUUGAUAGACCACAUGUUCCUCUCAUUCACACAAUAUAUCCCAGCACUUUUCGACAUGCCAGUUGCACAUUCC